UCUUUUCAAAUCGACCCCUUUAGAACACCAAGGAAGUGGUCGGUCGGGGCAAUGGCGGUGCCCGCGGCUCACGAGUUCCACUGGCAGAACCUGGCACGCCUCUCAAGUGGGCGCGUGUAUCACUCUCUGGCCGAAGUCGGAGGUCAGCUAUACAUGCUGGGGGGCUGUGAUGCCACCGGACGAGCCACCACCUGCAUGGAGCUCUACUGCCCAGAGGUGGACCAGUGGGUGAGCCUGCCCCCGAUGCCCACGGCCAGAGCGGGCGCCGCCGUAGCAGUGUUAGGCAAGCAGCUUCUCGUAGUGGGAGGCGUAGGCAAGGAGCAGCACCCUCUCAAAGCUGUGGAGGUGUACAACACGGAGGAGGGCAAGUGGAGGAAGAGGAGUUCGCUGAGGGAGGAGCUGAUGGGGCUUGCUAUUACUGUUAAAGACGGCAGAGCCUUUGCUGUUGGUGGAAUGGGAGCAGACCUGCUGCCCAGAAGCGUUCUCCAGCAGUACGACCUUCGCAAGGACGUCUGGGCCCUUCUGCCACCCAUGCCCACCCCUCGCUACGAUGCUAGCAUCUGCCUUCAGGGAUCCAAGAUAUAUGUAGCAGGUGGGCGUCAAUGCAAGCGUUUGGUAAAAGCAUUUGAAGUUUUUGACAUGGACAGCCGCACCUGGUCUUCGUUACCCAGCAUGCCUUGUAAGAGAUCCUAUUCCGGGGUGCUGUGGGACAACACAGGGCGCCUCUGCUGGCUGGGAGGUCUUCGUCAAGGAGGUAUCCAUCAGAGCUCCAAGUUCACCAAGAAUGUCAGCAUCUUUGACACCAACCAGGGAUCUUGGUUGAAGUCUGAAGAAACCGUUUCCAUGAAGACGAAGCGGGCAGACUUUGUGGCAGCCAUCGUACGAGGAAGAAUGGUUGUUGCUGGUGGACUGGGUCAUCAGCCCUCGGUGCUGGAUACUGUCGAGGCUUUCCAUCCUGAAAAAAGAAAAUGGGAGAGUCUGGCUCCCAUGGCAACUCCUCGCUGCUCCGCCUCCAGCAUCAUGAUCCGUGACCGCCUGUUGGUGGUGGGGGGUGUCAAUCAAAUCCCGAGCUCCGCCCAUGAGAUUCUUUACGUGAAGGAGGAAGAGGUUGUUUAGCCGCUCUGUAGCCUGAGAAAAUUUGCCUUCAUCAUGACAGUAGACUGCUAAACACGCUUGCCUGUUUUAGAGUCUUUGAUAGGAAAAUUAUAUAAAAUCAAAUCCAAAGCACAAAGUCUCCAGCUAUAGCUCUCUCAUUGUUCUAUUCUACAGCACACACACACACACAGGGCAAAAGACAAUCCACUUGUCAAUCUGAAUACUGUAGACAAGCAUGUGAGAGUGUAAUUUAUAUUAUCUACGUCAUGUAUUUUAAAGUGACUAAGUAUUGGAUUCUGUGUUAUUCUAAAGAAAGUGUCUUCUGAGAUAUUUGCAGGGUAUUUUUGUAGCUUUACUUAAAACAGUCAGAUUGCUAUUGCUGUAGAUUUGUACUCCCGACUAUGGCCUUGAUAAUUCUUUCUGUUUCUCUCUCACAAAGUGAAGUUUAUAGACAAAACAGGUGCACCGUUGAGGUAGCCUAGUCAAAUUAGUCUUUAUGUCACCCUGCACUUUGUGAAUUGUGAUGUAUUGUAAUGAGCUCCUUAGGGUAUGAAUAUCUGACUGUUUCUCAGAAAUUUUCUGCUUCAGAAUAGCUUGUUGGAGAUUUAUCUCACAGUUUGAUCCAUAGAGUAGCUCUGGGGGACAUGCCAGGUAAUUUAUAAUAAUAGAUUGUGUAAUAAUGGGCCUCAUUUAUCAGGCUUUUAGUAAAGUUGUGUAAAUGAUUUCAUAGGCCAAACCGAACUAAAAAUUGUCAAACUAAAAAGUUUUGAAAAUGAAAAUGACAAAAUUGUGACUAAACAUUGAAAGAGCUCCAUCUAAGCGUGAUGUGCACAAAAUCUUCUAGUAAUGCAGCUCAGCCAUUGCAGCGCAUCAGCUACCAAAGACACAAAGGCGCUCUUGAGAGGAAGACACUAACUCUUCCUCCUGUUACAGGGCGCUGUUAAUUUUGUCCUCAUUAAAUGGCUAGUCUUGUUUGUCUUAAUUUAUGCUUUCUUUCAAGUCAAUAAUAUUUAAUGACUGAAUUGCACAAAAUGUUUAUUAAAUUUGUGUGCAAAUGAAGUAAAUGAGUUAAAUCGAUAUAUGUAAUAAAAUUGCAGUAGUACAUUGCCAAUUAUACGAUUUGAAGCCGACCAAUCAAGGUUCAGGGUAUGUGUAAAAGAAGCUUUCGUGGGAUACAAAUGUUUUUCCCAGCUAACUGGAUUUUUAUUAAUUCUUGUUUAAAUGCACCUGCAUAGGAUUUAUGAGUAAAUUUGUUCAUAUCCAGAUUGAUAAACGAGGCCCAAUGUGUUUAUGAUUCCAGGUUUUGGACUGAAAUGCAGAAUUUGAAGUGUUGCUCUUAGUAAAGAAUGAAGGUACCUGCUUUUUUAAUGUGUUAUGGGAGACAUAAUAACGAUUAUGCACCGUUAUGAGUCAGAUGAAAAAUUCACAUUUCCUGUCAGUAUUUGUUUUACGGUAAAACAACCACAGCAAUAAAAGUCCAGCACAAUGUAACAAAACAGAUUUUGUAGAAAGGACUGCAUCGUUGCAUUUCAGCCAUUAAACAAGCUACAUAGCUCAUUCAAGCCUUUGAAUCUUGCUUUACUUUUUUAUUUUCAGCAUGUUCACCUGGAUCUUGAAACCUGUGCUGUGUAAAGGCUUCACUUGACCUCCACUGCCCUUACUUUUGUCUCCUUUGAUUUAAUCAUAUCAGGUACAUGGCACUCUCUGCUUAAUCUUGGCAGGGAAAGUACUUUACUGUGAGUGAGAGGAGACUUCAAAGUCCUAGCCACGGGGUUUAUUUGUCUUUAUCGAUUUUCUUCCUGCCUUGUACAUUUUGCAGAGGCGAGUGCCUCAUGGUUACAGUGUCCCUCCCGCUCAGCCUUACAUUACAGGAGCUCAGCUAAAAAACACUACUGCGCACACUUAUAAGGCCGUUCGUCAGCUAAAUGAGCUUCAGGAUGAUGUAUGAGCCAGUUUAGCUCUAAUUAGGCAGUGCCACCGAAGCCAGAUCUUAAUGAAGUCAGAGUUCCACUUGCCGCAAGCUGAGCAGCUGGUUGAAAUAAGGAUCAUCUUGCCUAAUGUUUUUCGGAUUGAGUCGUCAGGGCUUACAGACAGUGUAUUUAACUCUGUGUAUAUGAUGAUGGCCAACUCAAGAGUGCAACUUUACAGAACACCACCCUUUGACGCAAGGCUUCAAGCUGUGAAUGUGCGCCUGUGUGUCUUGAGAGCUUUAUGAUUAAUUAAAUUAUGUCUAGAUUAUGGAGGAGUGAUUUAUUAUAGCCCUGAGUGUGUAGUUAUGUCAUGUACCACUUGGUGGCACUGUUACACAGUAAAUGUGCUGCAAUACUAUCAAACAUGAUCAAACAACAUUUUAUCUUUUGUAAAUAAAGGAUAAAUGUAAUAGCUGAAGGAAUAUUUUUGGAAAUAUAUGACAGAAAUAUAUAGGUGGAGGUCUAAAGACAUCUACUGUAUAGUAUAGUAAAUACAGUUGCAACACAAUAAUAAAUUCACCACAUAUAUGUACAGCAAAUAAAUAAUUAACCUGUUGCACAUUAUUAAACGUUAAAAAAUGUCCUGUAAGACCUUUAAUCAAAAGCAACAGCAUUUGAGUGGCUGCAUUCAUUUUUGCUGCCUCAGCUUUAUUCAGCCUGUUUGUAAAGGACAGUGGAAUGACUGGCAUAACUGAGAAUAACAAGCUUUUGGGGCAUUUUGAAAACCAAUAAGCUUUAUUAUUUUUAUUAAGGCUACUAUCUUUAAUAUUUUCUAGCUGUCAAUACUAGCCACAAUACUUUUAAUGACUUGUAAUUGCUUUUGCAGUGACGUUCAGCUUUAUGCUCUUACUUAAUGAUAGGAUGUGUUUCUAAUUUUUUGAUGAUAUUAUAGUUUACUUCAUAUGUGCUUGUUGAACAUCCCAUUCCAAAAGCAUGGCAUUAAUAUGGAGUUGGCCCCUCCUUUGCUGCUGUAGUAACCUCCACACGUCUGAGAAGGAGCAUGGCUGUGGCAAUUUGCCCAUUUAGCCACAAGAGCAUUAGUGACUUCGGGCACUAGUAUCAGACGAUGAGCCCUAGUGUGCAGUCAGCCUCCCAGGUCAUCCCAAAGGUGUUGAGUGGGGUUGAGGUCAGGGCUCUGUGCAGGACACUCGAGUUCUUCCACUCCAACCUUCACACACCAUGUCUUCAUGGAGCUCGCUUUGUGCACAGGCGCAUUGUCAUGCUGGAGCAGGUUUCAGCCUCUUAGUUCCAGUGAAGGGAAAUUGUAAUGCUACAGCAUACAAAGACAUUCUAGACAACUGUGUGCCUCCACC
Pangasianodon hypophthalmus (striped catfish) is the source of this 4378-nucleotide messenger RNA. It is a transcript of the gene klhdc8a, whose product is annotated as kelch domain containing 8A. The coding region runs from base 52 to 1116 and encodes 354 amino acids. The record is from RefSeq and is a predicted model, not a curated record. Lineage: Eukaryota; Metazoa; Chordata; Actinopteri; Siluriformes; Pangasiidae. The transcript is spliced from 5 exons. Gene Ontology annotation, molecular function: protein binding.